UCUCGUGUCACGAACACUUAUAACCAAUUCAAUGUGUAAACCGUGGCAGCCUAAAAACAACAAAGUACAACAUAUAAGAACCAUAAGUGAAGACAAACUGUACUCUGGUUCUCUGCCUCCCGUACCUUCAACCCCUAGCAAUACAUCUAGACUUCCUUUCAGAGAGGCGACUUUCUACAAGAUGCCUACCCUCAAACAGCUCUGUAUAGCCUCCCUGUUCGCCAUCGGGAUACUCUGCGCCAACACCACAGAGCCAGCAACUACCGCCUCGGCCGCCACACUCAAGAAUCCUCUAGGUGGUUUCACGAUGCCUCACGGGGCCGCAUCGGCCGCAACCAACUCUUCGGGGCCCGCUAUCAACGCAACAUCCAUACCAUCGAACACCACAUCGCAAGCCAAAUCCGUGAAAUCAACAGUCUUUAUCACGUUGACUUCAACAACAACAAUCAUACCAACAGUACCAGAUACUAUUUCCAUGAACCACGGAGGCGGAUCAGCAGCAGUCAACUCUUCGAGCCUCGCUAUCAACGCAACAUUCACCACCUCGCAAGCCAAGCCCUUGAAAUCAACAGUCUUUAUCACAUUAAAAUCUACAACAACAAUCACGCCGACGGUCCUAGAAACUAGUUCCAUGAAUCAGACUUCUGUUGCUGGGCCUUCGAUGCCGAUGAUGACGUCGAAUGGGACCUUGGUGCCGGAGAGUGGUGGGUGUCAUAAUGGUAAGACAUUCCCGCCCAUUCCUCCCUUACUUACCAGAAUACGCUGA
Periconia digitata is the source of this 766-nucleotide messenger RNA. The record is from the annotation of a GenBank genome assembly. NCBI's taxonomy places the organism in Eukaryota, Fungi, Ascomycota, Dothideomycetes, Pleosporales, Periconiaceae.